AAAGAGGCGGUGGCGCUCAUUUAAAUAACCGGUAGAACAUGAAGGAAGAGGACGAACUUAACCUCACUGUGAUCCAAACGUACGACAAGUAUUGCACACAAAUCCUGGACAAGUCUCCAAGUGCUCAUGUGUAUUCUUUCCAGAGUGAUAAAAAUGCAUGGGUAAGUCCUUGAUUUUUUCAACCCCUAUUAGUACAACCUUGCUGCAUUAUGGCCUUCAGCUUUACAUGGUUGUCUGAUCUUUAUAAUGAUAAUUCUAAACCUAUAACUCAAACAACGGGCGCUGAAAUCUUCUAAAGGCUUUUCCUAUUGGGAAAUGGACAUUUAUUCGGAUACCUGUUGCUAAAGUUAAUACUUUUUUUUUUCAAUCUUCUCAUCUGUCCCAUUAUCUUGAUAGUAAAUACGUAAACGUCUGUUCAUUCCCUGAGAUUCGAGUCACAUCUGCCUUGCAUACUAAAAAUCCUGCCUGAUUUAUAGCGUCUUACUGGUUGUGGCUUUUUUCAUGUUCAUGACUCAAUUCAUGAGUAGCGUUUUCACUGCGGUUGGUGUUGUGGUUGGACUGGACCCGGAUAAGAAUCACUUACCCUAUAAUAUUCUGAUGUCAUUCUUCUGAUGUGGCUAAAACGAAAACAGGUGGCAUAUUUUUCCUAUAUAAGCGAUCAAAAGUUCCUUUUUUCGCUUUCAUGAUUCUGAAUCGUAAGAGUCCGACAUUGAAUCAAAUUGAGUUAGUGACUGCAAGUUUACAGCUUCAGCUGCACUGUCCUUUUCUUUUAUAUAAGACUUCGAAAGGGGAUAUAUUCUCCAUCUGGUUCUUCUCUGGUUCAGAUUGUGAACGCAUCGCGGAAAAACUUGGCAAACUUGUUCACGACGUUGGUGGCUUAGGACUAAAGAUAGCUCCUACAAGCCAAUCCACAAAUUCCAAAUCUAAAUCUUCCAAUUCUGUGAUGAAUUCUAUAGUGGCUGCUCCUAAAUCUCCGGAAACAGUUACUAAAGGAUUAAAUCAGUUAAUGGAUUUCGUUCGUGCGUCCAAUGAAAAUUCCAAGGCAAACUCCUCAAACCCAUCCAAAGUUAAUGACAAUGUAUCUAAUCAUUCCGAAGGACCAAGUAUAUUUGACAUGUUACACAAGGCAGAAGCCGAUUUUAAUUCAGGAAGUAAUCGAAGCGUAUCACAAUCAGACAUAACCGUCAAAAAUGAACUACAACGUUUUCGUACAGCUUGCAAUCUUCCAGUUUCAAAUGGAAAUAAUUCAUUCGGCAAUCAUUCUGGACCAAGUGCUAGCGGAGUUUCAAGUAGUAAGAAGAAUAAACUGAGUUGUGGGUCAUCUCAGAUUGUCAAUCAUAUUUCUGUUGCUGAACUUGAAGAACAAUUACUUCAGGAGCAUAUAUCUCUUCCUGAAAACGUUGAUGGGCUAACAUCACGUUCAAAGAUAUCCGGUGAUUUAAAAACAGUUGUCGCUACAGACGAUAGUUCUCCAGAUGACCAGGUGUUGUCACAUGUGUCAGUCAUGGAGUCUUCUGCAUGCUACCUUGAAGGACAUAAAGAUACUCGUGUUGAUCGAAAUCGCCGCCUUCUUAGUGAUGAUGCUGGUUAUGUGGAUGAUGUUGAUGAUGAGGAAGCAUGCGAAGACCCUUGUGGUCGUGGUUUACCCAAAAACUAUGGAGUUGGCCAACGUAAACAACGACGGCAUAUCCGUCAGCAACAAGAAAAUUUUUCAGAUGAAAUACAUUCACCAUCUAAUCGGUCGGUUAAUCGAAACAAACUCUCAAAUAUCACUCCCAAGUGUAAAACGAUUAUAGGAGAAGACACACUCGUUACACCUGACAUGUUAACCAGCAUCCCAUCAUCGAUUUUCCCCGGAAUAAUGUCCGAAUUUAAUUAUGGUAAACAUACUGUAUCGAGCCCUUUUUCAGAAAAUAAAGCCCCCAUCUCGAAAACAGAAAAAUCCGCGAUGAAUGAAUAUCUUACGAAAGAUCAACUAAGAGAAACAUUAAUUCAUUUGUUACAAACAGAUGAUGAUUUCUUACAUCGUAUACAUAUUGGUUAUGUUAAUGUAUUAGAAAAACGAUUGCCCAGAAAGUAGAAAGUGCGAUUUUCUUUAUCUGUACUUAUUGUUUUUAGUUUUAGUUUCAUCAAUAGAGAAAAGAUAUACAUUGAUUAAUUAACUAAUCAACCAACUGUAUGUAUUAUGUCAAAAUUAGAUUAUGUUAAUUAUAUUUAAUCAAUUUAUACAGUUAUUGCAUAAAAAAGGAAGAAGGGGACAAAUGAGACAUUCUCUGUUCAAUUUUGUCAUUGUUUCUUUUCUGGUUGUUUUUAUUUCAGUAUAAAUUUGAACAUUUUGUUUUUUGUUAGUGAUAUCUAUCAUCCAUCGACGGUUGUAAUUUCCAAGCAUUUAUUAUUCUAUGCGUUUAUCUUAUGUAAAAAUAAGCCCAUAUACAUGAACAUACAUAUUGUGUAUAUCUUAUUAUUCAUGUGAAAAUACGUCAUAUAUGAGACGUUUUUCUAUUGUUAUUCAAUAAAUAAAUAGUUGGUUUUCUUUUUCAGGAUUUCUACAGAUAGUAUCUUUUAUCUACCAAUUUCCCAUAUGUUGUAAUGUAUGUUUGUUGGUUCUUCCUCUGCAAUAUUGUAUUCAAGAAAAAUAUUUAUCCGAAUAAAAUUGAAGUCAGAAGACCUACUCAAAAAUACAGUUGAUCUUUGCUUAUUUAAUCGUAUUGAAUGCGAGAGUUAUCAAUGGAAUUGUUAGUUCUAUCUGAAAAAGUUUAUUGGGACUUGCAUAUACAGUUCCUUACUUUUUUUAUCUGAAGACAGAUCUUAUUUAACAUAUUUCUCUCCGUGUACAUAAUAUUUAACUUCGUCCAAUUGUUUCCUGCUAAUAAUAAACAGAAGCACGUUGUCCU
This is a messenger RNA of Schistosoma bovis, 2894 nucleotides long. The record is from the annotation of a GenBank genome assembly. NCBI's taxonomy places the organism in Eukaryota, Metazoa, Platyhelminthes, Trematoda, Strigeidida, Schistosomatidae.